AUGUUGUCUGUCGCCGCUCAAGAUACCCAUCACUACCACCAGAGUCAACACCACCAGGCGUACCCCCCUCACUACCGCCCAAUGCCUCACCGUGAAGACACCCCCGUCAUGAGUGUUGCCGCGAGCAGCUCUCCUGCUCCGGGCAAGAACUCACAAGAUGCUGCGGUAGCCCAAGCUCUCGAGAUUGCUCGCGAGAGUCCGGACGGGGCCUCGGACCCUACUGUCAGCAAGAUUCUCGAGAGUGCUCUCUCUCAAAUCUGGGGCAAGGUCCAGGCCGAGCCCAACUCAUACGUCAUGACGAGGGACGAGUUUGCCGUCUUCAACUUCUUCCAGCACCGUUUCAUCGGCGACAACGAUGCCGUCGAGGCUCGAAAACGAUACUGGGACAACUGCCAUGCUUGA
This is a messenger RNA of Metarhizium brunneum ARSEF 3297, 402 nucleotides long. RefSeq lists its product as uncharacterized. The record is from RefSeq and is a predicted model, not a curated record. NCBI's taxonomy places the organism in Eukaryota, Fungi, Ascomycota, Sordariomycetes, Hypocreales, Clavicipitaceae.